AUGUCAAAAACAAAAAAAAUUAUUCUUCUGGGCUACCAAGGAACCGGCAAAACUACUUUUUACCGAAAAUUAGUUAAAGAAUAUGCUUUCAAGCAAGCACCUGCGAUAAAAAUCAGUCCUCUGGUUAAUUAUGCUGAACACCUUGUUCAAUUCAAAAAUAAUUGCUACUUUCUCAUUGAUACACCUUCUUUUCUUCUCGGUCCGCACACCGAAAUCGAGAAAGCUAUUCAAAAACAAACCGAGGAAUUGAUGAGGAAAAAUUUAAUAGAACAAAAAGAAUAUCAAUUCUCCCUUUUCCAACGAUUAGGACAGACACAUCUUUAUCCUUUUUCAUUACAAAAAACUACUAAUUUAGAAGAAGUGAUGGAAAAGAUUAUUAGUCUUAUUCCUAGAAUUAGCAAAUCCUUGCUUCAAGAAAGGCAAAUCUACCGCGAAAACCAAAAAACUUUUCGGCAAAGUGAUUUAGUCUGGGUAGUUAUUGACGCUACUUUACCUUUAACCAAGCAAACUCUUCAAAUUAUCCAUUUAGCCGAAGAAUACCAAAAACCUUUAAUUAUCAUUGUCAAUAAAGCUGAUUUAAUCGAAAUUAAACAAAAAAAACUAAUUCACGAACAAAUAAUGGCUAGAUUAAAAAGUUUACGUUACGCACCAGUUAUUUGUCUUUCGGCAUUACAAGGAGAAGGAAUUAAUUCUUUAUUGAAGGCUUUUGCUCUCCUCCUCAAAGAAAGCCAAAAGCAAUUUACGAAAAGAGAAAUCGCCAAAGCAGUUGAAGAUAUGUCAGUUAAAAAUCCUUUUUCUUACAAAGGAAGUAGAUUAAAAAUUUAUUUUGCUAAACACCAACCAGGCGAAUUGUCUACGAAAAAAGCUUGCUUUGACCUACUUGCCAAUUAA
Molecule: messenger RNA, 891 nt
Organism: Entrophospora sp. SA101
Lineage: Eukaryota; Fungi; Glomeromycota; Glomeromycetes; Entrophosporales; Entrophosporaceae
Source: the annotation of a GenBank genome assembly